Messenger RNA from Chelonoidis abingdonii (Abingdon island giant tortoise), 595 nucleotides. NCBI's taxonomy places the organism in Eukaryota, Metazoa, Chordata, Testudines, Testudinidae. The record is from RefSeq and is a predicted model, not a curated record.
GUGAAUUGAUGUAUAUCACUUUUGUUCACAUCUUCAGGAAGAAGCCCUGAGGCGGCAGAGAGAGCAGGAAAUUGCACUAAGACGACAGCGGGAGGAAGAGGAACGACAACAGCAGGAGGAAGCACUUAGAAGAUUGGAAGAGAGGAGAAGAGAAGAAGAGGAAAGACGACAGCGAGAAGAGUUGCUUCGUAAACAGGAAGAGGAGGCUGCCAAAUGGGCACGUGAAGAGGAGGAGGCCCAACGUCGACGAGAGGAAAACCGGUUGCACAUGGAGGAGGAGGCAGCCAGACUACGGCUCGAAGAGGAAGAGCGAAAGCGCAAGGAGCUAGAACUCCAGCGCCAGAAGGAAUUAUUAAGACAAAGACAGCAGCAGCAGGAGGCCCUGCGCCGGUUGCAGCAGCAGCAACAGCAGCAGCAACUUGCACAGAUGAAGCUCCCUUCUUCUUCAACAUGGGGCCAGCAGUCCAGCUCAGGAGCAUGUCAGUCCCAGACCACAUUGUCAUUGGCAGAAAUCCAAAAGCUUGAAGAAGAGCGAGAACGGCAGCUUCGAGAGGAGGUAAAUUCAGUUGAAAUGAAGAACCAGGUACUCAUUUGA